AUGGAAAAUGAAUUUAUCGUGAAGUAUAAGGAAGGAAGCUAUUAUUGUGCUUGCCCAAGUGGUUACCAUGGAGACGGAAUCAAACUAGGAAAAGGUUGCUUACCAGUACCAGACAAACGAAGUCUUCCCUUGGCMGUGGUGGUUCCUCUAGGUAUUGGAAUAGCAAUGGUUUUGAUAASCUUGUUUGGUUUUGGACUAUGGGGAUAUGCCACAGUUAAGAGAAGAAAACAAAUAAAACUUAAACAGAMGUACUUCAAGAAAAAUGGUGGCCUAUUAUUAGAACGUCAAAUCACCUCUUGUGAAGGCAGUGCUAGGGUUGAGAGUACCAAAAUCUUUGUUGAAGAAGAACUGGAAAGAGCAACAGAUAACUUCAAUGAGAAUCGAAUCCUUGGAAAAGGUGGUUUUGGUACAGUUUAUAAAGGGAUGCUAUCAGAUGGAAAGAUAGUAGCCAUCAAGAAGUCCAAAGAAGUGGACGAAAACCAAGUGRAUCAAUUCAUUAAUGAACUUAUGAUUCUUUCACAGAUCAACCAUAGAAACAUAGUGAAGUUGUUGGGCUGUUGUCUAGAAACAGAAGUUCCUUUGCUUGUUUAUGAGUUUAUAUCAAAUGGAACCCUUUCCAACCUUCUUCAUGAUGAAGACUAUUUGCCAUCGCUUUCUUGGGAAAUGCGCUUAAGAAUUGCCGUGCAAAUUGCAGGAGCACUUGCUUAUUUGCAUUCUGCAGCUUCCAUCCCAAUCUUUCAUAGGGAUAUAAAACCCAGUAACAUUCUGAUGGAUGAAAAGUAUAAUCCUAAAGUAUCYGACUUUGGGAUAUCAAGAUCAGUUCCCAUUGAUAAAACUCACUUGACUACAGCAGUGCAAGGGACCUUCGGGUAUUUGGACCCAGAGCACCUUCAUUCAGGCCAAUUCACAGAAAAGAGUGAUGUUUAUAGUUUUGGAGUAGUUCUUGUUGAGCUCUUAACUGGGAAAAAGGCGAUCGAUUCUUCGAGACCUAAUGAGGCAAAAAGUCUAACUAUGCAGUUUACAUCUUUGAUGAAAGAGAAUCGUUUAUUAAACAUUUUGGAAACUCAAGUGGUGAAAGAAGCAAAGGAAGAUGAGCUUCUGAUUGUUGCCAGGGUUGCAAAGAGAUGCUUAAAAUUAAAUGGAAAGAAAAGGCCAACCAUGAAAGAAGUUGCAGCAGAUCUUGAGAGAAUAGUAAGAUCUCAUGAACCUUCACUCGAAGAGGAUAUGUGGUUGGAAAAAGGAAUUUCAUGCCACUACACCAAUAAUCUGACGGAGAUAGACACUACUUAUGGAAGUACUAUUUCAACAACCAAUGGCAAACAUGAGGGCGAUUCAUCUCCAUUGCUUUAUUUGGUUUAAGCCUUUGAUGAAGACUUAAAAUGGUAAUUAAUUUUUCUUCUCAAGGCUUUAAUUAUCCAAUAAAUGGAAAGGUUUAGCCCAACUAUGAUUUCUAAUUUGCAAUUGAAUAAUUUGUACUCCUGAAUUGCAUCUUUGAACACAUGUGGAUGAAAUGGAAAUGUGUUUUGUU
Molecule: messenger RNA, 1528 nt
Organism: Nelumbo nucifera (sacred lotus)
Lineage: Eukaryota; Viridiplantae; Streptophyta; Magnoliopsida; Proteales; Nelumbonaceae
Source: RefSeq, a predicted model, not a curated record